This is a messenger RNA of Porites evermanni, 2800 nucleotides long. The record is from the annotation of a GenBank genome assembly. Lineage: Eukaryota; Metazoa; Cnidaria; Anthozoa; Scleractinia; Poritidae.
AUGCAAGGUAUAGCUGGUUUAGUUCUGAUGCCGCACAAAACAAUUGAAACAAGUUGCUCUAUAAGUUCAUCUACCUCAACGGAUGCUAACACAGGAGAAAAAAAUGUGUCUCCUUCAAAGUCAACAGAAGCUACAGUGAAAGAAGGUAUUGUUUGUCAACAGUAAAGCAAUAAAAAGAAUAUGCUUAUGGUAGGGAGAGACACUGGCAUUUAACCAGAGUACAUACUUCUUACUUCAUGUUGAAUUAUAACCAACAUUAUGCUUGAAGAUGUACCUGAUUUCUACAACAACCAAGUAGUGAGUCAAAUUGUAAAUGGAAUGGUUGAUUCAGCAGUUCAGUGUAAAUGAGGUUGUACAUGUUAAGAACAAGCCAAAUUCACAGACGAUCCUGUAUUAUUUUGCUUAUGCCAAGCACUUGUUUUGUCAGAUAAACAGCCAAAGACGUUUGCUCAAUCAGGCAUCAGUCAUCAAGAUGAAGCAAAAAUUAACUGUUCAAAACCUUCUGGAGGAAACCACAUCAGAGAUUUGAUUUUAUCAUUUGAUAAAGGUAGAUUUGUCUUACAUAUAGUUGUAUUGCAAUAAUAUUUUUUUGGGAAAAAAACUUUUAGUAUUUGGUGAAAACUGAUCAGCAGCCUUAACAGCAAUUAUACAAAAUGGGUCAUCUUAAUUUUCUGAUUUUUCAAGAUGCACUUUCAUGCAAACAUUGACAGCUUAAGGUAGAAUCCUUUAAGAAAUUGAGUAAUUUUAAUUUUCAAUGGACAAAAGCCUUGUACCAGAAUAAUCUCAAUCAUAUUGCAUUCUUUUUUACACUUUUCGAGGGCUAUAAAUGUAAUAAGUUAUAUGAAAUAAAUCCAAAGAAAAGGUUCUAAUGAGAACUUGAGAAAACAAACGUCAAGAGCUUCAAAUUUCACAAAAUGAAAUCUUAUACCCAUGAUGAUUUUAUGUGUGUUUUCUCAAUUCAUAUGAAAUUUUAAAUUUAUUUUCUUGGGAUCCCAUAAACAUUAUCUUGUUCUAGUCCUUGUCUCUCCUAUUUGCAGUUCCCAUAGUUCUCAGUAGCAAUCACACAUCACCAGCUACAAAAUCUACACGCCUCAUCCAGGAUGGAGAUCGUUACAUUUUCCUGGUGGAAGACAACAGAAGCUCCAAAGUCAGUUCCUCCAAUGUGGGAGCUGAUUCAAGGGCUGCUAGAUCAACAGAUGAUGACACAGAGGUUACAGCGCAUGACGAGGAAGAAGAGGAGACUGGUAAGUUUCAGUUUGAGAUUUACUUGUAGUCCUGCAGUGUCCUCCUUAUCAAGUGGUAACCGGUAAAAUUUACUGUCUGAAGCAACACUUCUUACCGCCAGCAACUGCUUGAAGGUUUAUUAAAAUUAAAUUAGUAUUUUUGAAAAAUAUGCAAGUUGUGAUCCGAUUCGACCAAGGAACAGUGAAUGAAUAUAUGGAAACAUUAUUAAGUAUACACAGCUUUUCUUUUUAUGGGCCAAGCAUUUUGGAAAGAGAACAUUGAAGACAGCAUAAAAUUAUUGGGAUAAAUUGCUGUCUAAAGAUAACAAUGGCUGAUUUGAGGAAAAGAGUUCUUAAAAUGAGAGAAUGACGUUUCAAAGAACUUAGCUCCUCCUGGGGUGGGGCCAUGUCUCUCACUCCGCUACCCUCCUCCCCCAGAAAAGUGCACCUCUGAGGCAUAUUUUUGCCUUACCAGCCAUCAAUGAUCCCUUACUUGCUGAGCUAAAAUUUAGGGAGAACACUGGUCCUGGGCUGAGGGGGGAGAAGAUACUGACAUAUGCAAUAUGGCAUGGAUUUUUAGCUGCCCAGCCUUUAUAUUUAUUUGUAGAAAUGUGUGGUUCCAGAAAAUAUCCAUAACCACCCCAAGGAUGGUCAUUGGAAAUUCCAAAGGGGAGGGGGAUAUUAAAGGCCAAAAUUUUUUAAAGGAAGGUAUGAAACUAAACUGGAAUUUCCAGAGGGGUGGGGGCAUGCAAACCAAAAUACCAUCCUUGUGGGGAGUAUGGAUAUUUUCUGGAACAACACAAUAGACCAUAACCAGCUAACACAAUACUGCAAUUUGCCAAUUUUUCUGUUAAUGGGAUGUCAUGUUCCUGGAUUUUUAGCCUUACAACAGACAGGGCUUGCUGUCACAAAGGGCUGCUGGCCAUGGAUUUCCCCUGGCUCACACUAUGAGCAUGACAUCCAGCUACACUGAGAUGAAACAAAGGAAAAAUAGAACCAAAAAAACUUCCUAGCUGUUCAAUUUCCCAUAGCCUCCCCGUGAGGCGUGUUGCCAGCCCAUAGACCUGUAGGCCCUGGGUCUACAAACUUUUGGUUUGAUCACUCUACCCCUUGUAAUAAAUUACGUGUUGUUGGGGUAAGCUAAAAAACUUAAGAACACAAAGUGUGGGUGAGGUCAGUGCGCACUAGCCAUGUGUGCAAUUUUCAGCCAGGCCUACAACUAGUCGAAAAGCUGGCUAUGACCCUGCCCAUAUAAAUCAUUGUAUAGUACCCCCUCCCCCCCUUCUCUCCAGGGCCUAACCUCCACUGAGCAAUCCAGUCAUUAACUUUAUGAUAAACAUAAUUUCUUCUAGUGGAUGCUUUUCAUUUAAUUCAAGUGCUGCACUAAUUUUGAGUGUGUUCUGGACACCUUAGAAUUUUCAGAUGGGGGAUCUGAAGGGUCACUGGAGGAUGUGCGUCAACACCACGGAAUAAUUAAGACACAGAAGCAAGAUGAUCCUGAUUACCUCACUCUGUUUGAAGCUCAUCAACGCAGACUGGAGGAUGUGGGAUCCCCAUCACCAGGUACUGUGAGUUAA